Molecule: messenger RNA, 4461 nt
Organism: Plasmopara halstedii
Lineage: Eukaryota; Oomycota; Peronosporomycetes; Peronosporales; Peronosporaceae
Product: ubiquitin-protein ligase
Exons: 7
Coding region: 1-4461 (1486 amino acids)
Molecular function (GO): ubiquitin-protein transferase activity
Source: RefSeq, a predicted model, not a curated record
AUGGCUGCAGCUAAGCGGAAACCUGUGGUGAAGAACUUGCGGGGUCAACGACAACCAUUAUGUCUUCGAGGAGAAAUAUUUCGUCGAGAGCAAGGAUGGAAUGACCGCUUUGCAAUCGAUCAACAGUCUACAUGCAAUAAGACGCAUAUGCCGGCUUCUUCAUCAAAGCUAAGCAUUCCUUCAACGCCACCAGCGAAGGGGCCGUCAACACGAAAUGAAAGGGCACAGCAAUGUAAAGUCGGGGGAAAGCGCAAUUUUGAGUCUAAAAAGCUGUCGAGUGGGAAGUUGCUUCCUCUUGUGAACUCGUUAAAGCCAUCGACAAAAGUUGAACAAACCAAAGAAGAAAAGCUGCGUUUUAAUGUCUUAAAAGCCAUCGACUCUCGUGAAACUCUGCUAUAUCAGCUAAAUGCUCUUAUUCUUUGCACGCCUGUCGUGAAGCCACCUUCAAGACAUACCGACCCGUCGUUAACACAUAAUGCUAGUCAGCAACAAAUGCUAUCGAAGGGAGGGAUUAAUCUCGCAUCCACACGAUUAAAUAGGUCAAGAUGUAACACCAAUUUUGUGACAAAUUCUCGUGAAGCUGUGAGAACUGCACAGCAACUCGCGACAGAUUUGCAACUUACUGGCAUAAUUUGUGUCGAGGCGUUAGUCGAGUGGAUGCUUGAAGUCGGAGCACAGUCAGCAUAUCCACCACCAUUUUUGUGGCGUGGUAGAAACUAUUUUUUGAAAAUGUAUAAUGAUUUAGAUUCUGCAGAAGCAGCGUUACAGGCAAGGGGAAUAAAUCUGGACUGUUUUAGGCAACACAACCCAUUGCUUAUUAAGCCAAAAGAGAGGCUGGGUCGCGUGCUUGCUGCCCACUCCAUCAUUAUAGAAAUGGUCCAGUUUGCCAAAGAUCCGACUCCGAUAGAACUACUUGCCCUUCGUGGGCAGAUGCAAAAUACUCAUUGCUACGAGACUGAGCGCACAGAGUCGAAUGUCAAUCAUCUAACAUACUUUAUGACUGGACUGCAAGGUAUUCAUGACAAGAAGAAUAAUACAGAACAGCAGGCCAUGAUGCUGAAGAGUGAUCAUAAGACUGAGCAAUUGCUGGGAAACAAUGGCCGUAAGUCCGCUGCAGGACUUGUUUACUUGCCUGAUGAGAUUUUGGACUUCACUGAUGAACUUGAUUUACGUCAUGUUGAUUUGACUCAAGGACGCAGCAACUUGACAAAUAAAAGUCGACUUGAGCGUGGAGACCAUGACAAGACGAGUGAAGGAGAACCAAGCAAGACGGAUGUGCGCAGUCAUGCGAGUGGUCUAAGCAUUACCGAAAAUGAUAUUGUUGAGGAUAAGCGGGUAACGAAAAAUGGAGCCAUGCACACUUUUGGUGCUUUGGUGAAUGACGACGCUAGCUGCCGAACAAGGAACCAAUUUGAGAAUACUGAUCAUUAUUUCGACGGCGAGAUUUGCGACAGCGGCCUUAAUCUAAAUGAAAUGCCCGAAUCACAACCAAUUUUAGGACCUCCCGCACCCGAUUUGCACAAUUUUAAUACCAAAACUUUCGCAGACGAAUGUCUGCAAAAGACAGAGUUCGAAAUGUUUGGUAUGGUGAAUGAAGCUAGUGUCAGCGCCGAAAAGUGCUUCUCUCGGUCAAGAUCAAGUUUUGACCUACCGGAGCAUGUCAAUUAUUUACAUGCCGAUUCGACAGAUUUCGAUUUUAAGACGGACAAGAAGAAACUUAGUGCUGAUGUACAACAAACACAAGAUAUUUUAAUUGAAACCGGUGUGACGUCGGAAUCGGUUGAAAAUCGAUUCAAUCGACAAACAAACGAUGAAGGAGGCUCGGAAUGCGCUGAUAGCUUUGACGAAACUGCUAGCGAGAUUGCAAUCAACUGUAACUCUAGUGACCAACUUACAUUACUUGCUGUUGACCAUGAAUUUGAAGAUAAGCCGGUAAAUUCUUGUAAUUCAGGUACGCCGGAUCUACAGCAAGCAAAGCGCUCGACAGACUGUGAGGGUAAACAAAUACUUAUAGAAAACUUUCAGAAAAUGUCGAAAUUGUUGGAACACGAAUUAAAGCGAUGGUCAUUUCUUGAGGAUGAAAAUCGUCCUAUCCAGGUAAACUUGCAGAGUUGUCUGGCAUGGCAAAACACUUCAGUUUUGAGAGAAUGUCUCCGGCGCCACUCAUCCAUUAGUGAAUGUAUGGAAGGGUCUAUUCUCUCGAUGCUGGAUCAGUACGGCUUUUCUGUCCCGGAUACACAUUUAAUAAAACUGCUUUGCAGUGAUGUAGCUCAAGAUCUUGAUCUGGCUACGCAUCUUAUCAACGAAUGCCAUGUUGUUCUUGGUGAUAUCUGCGCCGUUCUCGCGGAUAACAUUCAAAAAUUGCUUGGUUUGAAAACCUCCUUAGUGUCCGAGAUUGAGUUUGAGGAAGUCAUAAAAAUAGCGGAAGCUGCCCGCACAGAAUUUCAUCAUUCGACGUGGGACUAUGUUAAGAUUUCCACGACGCUUAUUAUUUUCCUAAAUUCUUCAGACAAUACCACAAAAGCUUCACAAGUGAGUCAAUCUUCUGUUUCGUCCGAGCUCAGCCAGCUCUUGAAGGUGUUUUACCCUUAUGUGGUUAAUGAGCCGCGAGACCGACUGAACAAAAAUUGGGAUGCAGUGAGUAAGAUCCUGGUAGCAAUGGGACUACCCACCGACUGUCUUUACGUCAUGUUAGAUCCAUUGUGCAAGACCCUUCUACUUGUAGUGAAUAUAUGCAGUGCCCCAACCCAAGACUGUCUAAAUGACGACGCUAACUAUGUCUUUCCCAGAUUAACUGUCAUUUGUGAUCGAGAGGAUAUAUUACAAUCGAGUGUCGAGUAUGUUUGGCGUCACCAUCUUGUGUUGGAGAGUGAUAACCCAAACAUAUCGAUUUUUCCUUAUUUUAAAUGUUCAUUUGGUGACAAGGUCGUAAAUGGAUUUAAUGUUGAAGAAGGAGAAGGAAAAGGUCCUUUGAAGGAAUGGUUCACACUUGUCGGUGCUCAAUUAGCAUCUAAAUGGAAAAUUCUCCCUGCGAGUAAAGUCCUAGCGGAAGCAGAUUCGAUUAAGAUUACUACACAUGAGAAUGUAGUGACAAUUCCUGGAGCUUCUGAUGAUAUUUAUCCAGGCAUUAAACUCGAAUGGAAGACGAGUGAAGGGGAUACAGUGUGUAGAGUUGUUAAUAAGUGCGUCGGAGGUGGAGACUUUUUACUCGAUCGAGUUGGGUCAUCCUAUUCUUUGAUGGCAACUCAGCUGAUAAUCUCGCAGCCCUGUAUUGCUUUGUUUGAGUAUGUCCGAGGAUCCGAGAGUUACUGGCUGAAUGAAAACACACGGAACUCACCUGAAAGUCAAGACGCACUCGUCUUUUUAGGAUGGUUUCUUGCUUGUGCAGUUACGCAUUUUUGCUCGAUUCAAUUAAGGAUACACCCUCUGUUCUUUCGCUUACUGCUAAACUCGCAGCAUUGUGUUUCACUAGAAGAGUUAAAAAAUUUUGAUCCGCAAUUAUUUCAAUCAUUAUCCGGAGUAAGAAAUAUGAAGCCGUCAAAUUUUGCCGAUUUGUUGAAGCUCGAAGGUUAUGAAGAUAAUUUGAGCGCGGAGGAUUAUAUCUGCACUGUACUGGAAAGAAAAUUUGGCCCAACGUCCGAAAUUGGAUGGCAAUUGCAAUUCGUGCGUAGUGGGUUCGAUCGAGUUAUUGAUCGUGACCAGCUAAAUUGUCUGGGGAUUACUGAGACAGAUUUGUCAGAUUGCGUUUGUGGAAGUCGUUUUAAUCCUAACGAAGAUUUUGUUAUUAAUGAUAUCUUUCGGAUCGCCACUGACAAUGAUUUAUCCCACUGUCCGCCUAUGAUGAAUGCUUUUUGGCACACAGUCAAUAGUUUUGAGCCGACGCUAAAGCGAAAAUUCAUAAAGUUUGUGACGGGGGUCGAUACACUACCUCUUGCAGGAACUGAGUUUUUGAGGAUUGAGAUGCCAUUUAUAGCGACUUCGUCGAAUGAUCACGUGAGAUAUCUGCAAAUGCUCCCUCAGGCCCAUACUUGUGAUAAUACAUUAGAGAUGCCGCAUUACUGGAAGGCACUAUGCUGGAGAGAGCGACAUAACGAAAAUGAAGCGAACGAUCAGUUAGAAGGAGAAUUAAUGCUUUUAAUAAACAAAAAGUUGCGCGACGCAGUAGAAUAUUCGAGUGGAUAUGGACUUGACAAUGCGUCUGCAGUUGGAGGUGUGUUCAAGACGUCAAUUGGCGACAGUCAUUUGGUGUUAAAAGAAGAGAGCUACGAUUCGAUGGGACUACCGACUUUGUCAGACCUGUCAUCGGAGAGCUCGUUGCCGCCGCUUCAAACGCCACGCCUACUCCAGAUGGAGGAAGAUGUUAGCAAGUUGGAUGAUAAGGCAGUUGAGUUGACCACCGCAUUGAUAUCAGAUGAAGUUUACGAUGAAUAUGACGACUGGGAGGAAGAGUCCGUGGCUUGA